CUUCCAGGGCUCUGGAAGGAUCUAGGGGAAAUUGCUAGAAGGCACCUCAGAGACCCCUCUGAAGAUGGAACAGCUAAAGGACGGGGCUGAGCCCGAAGGGAACAACCUGUCCCUGCCGUCACCUGGAGCUGAGCCGUGGCCCGCUGCACCCAUCCCAACCCUGCCAGCCUCACUCCUGAGUGCCCCAGACCCUGCCCACCUGGGGCUCCCUGAGAGCGUGGCCUCUGUUACUGUGCCCAUCCGGCUGGACACCCUCUCCUGCCUCCUGCACAGUGCCCUGCUGGGGGCUUACACCCUCCAGCAGUCCUUGCCCUCCUGCCCCUGCUGUCCCCAGGCGUGCCACACCCAGCCAGGCACAGCCAGGAGGCCUCCCAGGGGACGCGGGGGGUGGGAAGUCAGACGUAGGCCAGGCUGGGGCCAAAGACAGCAGCGAUGGGGACCUGGGAGAGCUGAGCAGGCAGAGAGGGACUGGGCGGGGGGCCCUGGGGCUGGCCCCAAGACCCCACCCAGAAUGCCACCAACACUGCCUGCCCAGGAUGGGAAGAAGGAAGCCCGAGGUCCGGAAGCACCCCUGGACACUCCACCUGCUGCCGAGGACUGGGAGACAGAGUACUAGGAUGCUGGAGGGUCCAGCACCUGGGACUCAGGUCACCCAGGGGAUUUUCCCGGAGCCCAGAGUGACAUAAGCCCUGUCUGAGAUACCCCAAGAAACAUCCUGUUCCCGUCCUCCCCCACCCCCCAAACCAUGGCCUCUUCGACUCACCUGAUGAGCCUUGACCUAAGUCACCCGACUCAGGAUUCCAAACCAGAGAAAAACCCUGAACCUCACACCCAUGCCCAAACCCGUACAUGUGCCCCUGAUGGCCUCAACCCCGUUCCCAGCACCACCCCCAGCUACAACUACAGUCAUAACCUCAUUCCCGACCCCCAGGGCUCCUCCAGCCCUAUCCCCAACCCUGCUUCUAACCCCAAAGCCACUGCCACCUGCCUGUCCAGCCCAGCCCCAUCCCACUCUCAACACCAAAU
Molecule: messenger RNA, 1026 nt
Organism: Lemur catta (Ring-tailed lemur)
Lineage: Eukaryota; Metazoa; Chordata; Mammalia; Primates; Lemuridae
Gene: C19H19orf84
Product: chromosome 19 C19orf84 homolog
Exons: 2
Coding region: 65-616 (183 amino acids)
Source: RefSeq, a predicted model, not a curated record